This is a messenger RNA of Oncorhynchus mykiss (rainbow trout), 3194 nucleotides long. RefSeq lists its product as uncharacterized. Gene Ontology annotation, molecular function: nucleic acid binding. Lineage: Eukaryota; Metazoa; Chordata; Actinopteri; Salmoniformes; Salmonidae. The record is from RefSeq and is a predicted model, not a curated record.
AAACUUUUGAUGUGUGUGUGUGUGUGUGUGUGUGUGUGAGGGAGGAUGAUGCGGUCUCACAAUAUCUCAGGUGAAUAAAGCGAAAACAAUGUGCGUUUAUUAGCUAACUAACAAAAGACACGCUCAGAAACUUAAACGAUACUCCAGGACAACUGAUGUUGUUACUCUCCACGUGUUUCAUCAACUAGCUAUCAUCGCAAAAGUUUAAAGAGUACAGACCUGCUGUGAAUGUAUUAUAAAUUAGUUACACUGCGUUGUAGUGAACAUCUGUUGAUUAUUGUCAAUAACCUUUAAUUUAGCAUUAUCUUAUAAGGGUCUAGAGGUGUCGAAUAAUAUGUUGAAACUAUGAGCAACUUAAAUAAUUUUAACCCGAUUGUGUUAAAUGUAGUUACAUCUCACUAACGAACUCCUUGUUGGAUUGUUUUUUGUUGCAGUGUACAGUAACGUUAGAAAGAUAUCAAAUCAGAUGCUAACUAGAUAACGCUAGAUAGGCCUAACGUUAGUUGGAAAUGAAGUUAACCAUUGGGUGGCGAGUUUUGAAUGAAAGCUAAUUUAGCUAGCUAGUCAAGAAAUGGACAAUAACAAAACUAAACAUGUUUAGCUAUGCAACUGCUCGUGCCACCUUUUAAUUAAAUUACACAAGCGUUUAGCCCUUUUUUGUUUUCGUUAUUGACAGUUUUUUGAUAAGCAACUGGAUAGCGGGAUCUUUUAGCUAGCAAACAACCAACUUCAAUGUGACAAGUUAAAUAACGUGUCAUGGUUACAUUAGCUCGCUAUCAUGAAAGACUGCAAUAGCUAGUUUGCUGACAAGUUGAGUAUUGGAUGAGAGAUUCCGGUCUAUGCAGAGAGGCGAUAUCAGAAACAGCGCAUGGUCACGUGUAGCAGAAAGCCUUGCUAGUAAGCAAUGACAACCGAAUCUAAUUUUCUGUCGUUAGAAAUUAGGUAAUAAAUGAUUAACUACGGAAGUUGUCUGUUUUCAAAUUGCAAUUUUAAUAUAUUUGUGACAUGGUUAAUAUUUGUGGCGAGCUAACAUAGCUUAAUGAAGCCAAUGUUUUCAACUAGCUAAUGUUCGCUGCUUCAUGCUAAUAUGCGUUUAUCGUGGGAUGGAUGUUGAAAACGCAGGUAAACAUUAGGAGGAAGGAGGACCAUCCUCCUCAGUGAAUUUCAUAAAAAUGGUAAAACAUUUGUAAAGUUUUUAUUUUUAGAUAAAACUAUACUAAAUGUAUUCACGUCACCAAAUAAUUCAUUAAAACCCACUGUUUUGCAAUGAAGGUCUACAGUAGCAUAAACAGCACUCUGUAGGGUAGCUUCAUGGUGUAGCUGGGGGAUAGCUAGUUUCCGUCCUCCUCUGGGGAGGCUUAUGGUUCUCACCUCCUUCCAUAGACUUGCACAGUCCUCCGAGUGAUUAGAGCUCUUGCAACAAAAACUGACUUUCUUUUCUCCACCCAAUCAGAUUAUCAGUGAAUGAUUCUAGUAUCGAAUGCAUAAGCCACAGCUAGCUAGCACUGCAGUGCAUCAAAUGUGGUGAGUAGUUGACUCGAAGAGAGAAAGACAAUAGUUGAACUAAUUCAUUUAUUUCAAAAUGAAGGAGAAGCAAGGGAGAGAGAAAGAUACUUAUUUUUUUCUUGAGUUUCUCUUACUUAGCUAGGAAAUGCAGCUAGCUAGUUCAGCCUACUCUAACACGCUUCUCAAACAGAGAGAUGCUAUGUUAGCUAGCUGGCUAUGACUAUCCAACACUGGAACUCUUCCAAGUCAAGAUGGAGGCGAACAACUAUUUCAACUAUGGCACCCACUCCUCUGUGUCUGUUAACUCAGGACUGAAACUCUCCUCAGGGGAUUCUGUCUAUACUAAUGGGUCCUCCAUGAGUUUCCCUCAGCAGGAGAAGAAUAUGAACGGUGAAAUGAAUGUGAAUGGCAGCACUACUGUAAUUGGGUCCAGUGUGCCUGGCUCCCAACCUCCAACAGCCCCAUACCCUCAUAUGAGCAACCACCACCACCAGAGUAGCAUGGGCUACGACUACCUGUGGGGAGGACAGCCACAAUACAGCCCAGCCAUGAGCUUGUCUCCUGGGCAUGGCAUGCACCAGAAGCAGCCUCCCACUGGGGUGAUGCAGCAACAGAGCCAGCAGCAUUUCCAGGGUCACGGACAGUACCAACUGAACGGGGGCAUGCCUGGGUCCCGUCAGCCCCCCGUGGUGCCACCCCCAAACAUGACUCUUACAGGGGGCCAGUACUGGAACAGGGUUAACCCGGGGCAAAAGCAGAGCAGCGCAGCCAUGGCAAUGGGGUAUAACUCGCACAGCGUGUACGGGGCCUACCAGAGCCAGGUGCACCCUGGGAUUGCGCCCUCACAGCAUCACCAGCAGCAGCCUCCACAGCCACCCCCUCAGCAGCACCAGCAGCAGCAGCAACCUCAGCACUACAGCAUGGUGUCCAACGGGAUUCCCUACUACCAGCACCAGCCCCAGCAGCCAUCUCUUCCCGCUCCACAACCUCAGGCUCAGAUGAUGCCCCCUACCUCCCAGAAUUUCACCCCUCCACAGGGAAGCCCCCAGCACCACCAGAUGGGCCGGGGGGGCACAGGCAGCCCCCUCCCCAUGGCGGUGUCCUCUGUCCCCAUGAUGUCACCCUCGACAAUGGCGGAUAGUGGAUCGCCCCAGAGCCAGACCAGGGAGAGGAGUCCCCAUGGUGGUUCUGUAGCGAUGCCAGCUGUCAUGCAAGUGCGGAUGAGUGAAACGUUUAAGGAUGUGGAUAAAGGCUACAAUGGGAUGGAGAGGGCGUCUGUCGCCCAGCGGCUGCCUAAAAGCGACAGCUACCCUCCCAAGCCCCCUGGACCUCCCAUGGGACCCACCAGUGACUACUGCCAGCGCUCCAAGCAGCCAAUGGCCCAGCACCAUGAAAUGACUACCUUAGCGAGGGAGUCUGCGCUGCCUGAGCCUCCACACUUGAUGUCGGCGCCUCCCCUUGUGGUUUCCACACCUCCUUUAGCUAAGGCAGCAACCCCUCCUAGGGUCUCCGCAGCUGCACACAAGCCUAAGAUCACAAUACGCAAUGCCAAGCGUCGGCUGGAGUGGUGUAAAGCUCGCCGCCAUUGGACUCUGGAGCAGUGGAAACGUGUUCUCUGGAGUGAUGAAUCACAGAUUGACAUCACUUCCGAGAUGCGGAUGACCACCUGCUACAAGAGGAAAGGCUGA